AUGGCCACCCACCUCGCCGCCGUCUCCCUAGCCAAAGGCAAACCUUAUGAGGUCCAGACCCGCCCAACCCCGAAGCCAGGACCAGACGAGCUCCUCAUCGCUGUCAAAUCUGUAGCUCUCAACCCGGCAGACGCUUACGUGCGUGAUCAUGGCCUCUUCAUAUCCACGUACCCCACCGUCGUUGGCUUCGACUUGUCGGGAUUAGUCCUCGAGGUCGGUGACAACGUUCCCAUCGGUGUUACCGACAAUGGUUCGGGCUCCUCCUUCCGACCGGGCACCCGCGUCGCCGCAUACGGCGCCCCUAUCUGGACGUCCAGCCACCCAGACUACGGCGCAUUUCAGGAGCGGUGUCUCGUUCCCUGGCAGCAUGCUGUGCCUCUCCCGGAAGAGGGUAUAUCUUGGAACCACGCGGCAACCUUGCCCGUAGCCGUUGAGGUACCCCUCUGCGCGUGGGAUCUCAUGGGGAUCCCAGUCCCUGAUGGCUUUACUAGUACCGAUACCAGCGGAGGGAAGGAAAAGUCUAACAAGGAAAAAAGUGAAGCUCUCCUAAUCUGGGGUGCGUCCUCUAGCGUCGGCACCAUGGGCGUGCAAACAGCGCGCCUGCUGCGGGAAGAUCCCAAUUCUUCUUUCGCAGCCGUUUAUGCCGCGGCCGGCUCGGCGCAUAGGAGCUAUGUGCAUUCACUAGGUGCGGACCGCGUGUUCGACUACAAAGACUCACAAGUCGUGGAUGCCAUCGUUUCGGCGGCCAAGGAGGACGGGUUAGUGAUCCGGCAUUGUUUCCUUGCUACCGGGCAGCUGGCGCUAUGUCAAUCUGUGCUUAAGAGGUUCCUCGGAGAAAAUCAAGAAGAGGAGAAGACAAAGACGACGAAGAUCGCGUCGGCACCCCGCCUUCCUCCGGAUGCUGAGGUCGUGAGCGGGGUGGAGACAAUAUCUGUGACGACGUCGUCGAUUAAAGAGGAGAGACUGGAGCAGUUCCGAUACUGGCUCGGGACGUGGCUAAGGGAGAACCUGGCUAAGGGGGCCAUCAGGCCGAGUCCGGAGCCGAGCAUCGUGGGGAAGGGUUUGGGGGCUAUCAAUGCUGGAUUGGACAAACUGCUUCAGGGGGUCAGUUGUACGAAGUUAGUUGUUGAGGUUGCGGAGUGA
Molecule: messenger RNA, 1143 nt
Organism: Penicillium canescens
Lineage: Eukaryota; Fungi; Ascomycota; Eurotiomycetes; Eurotiales; Aspergillaceae
Product: zinc-binding alcohol dehydrogenase family protein
Exons: 1
Coding region: 1-1143 (380 amino acids)
Molecular function (GO): oxidoreductase activity, acting on NAD(P)H
Source: RefSeq, a predicted model, not a curated record